UUUUCGGUAGGGAAACCGAAGUGGAAAGUUGUCUGGCUGCGAGGUUGGCCACAUACGGGGCUCUGUUGUAUGCGGAAAACGGAUUUUUCCUAUAGAUUCGGACAUUGACGCGUUUCGGUGGUUGAACAGCCGCUAUCAUCGGUGUAUGGUGUGAAACACAGUGGCCUCGGAUGAUUUCACACGAGCCUUUUGCUGUGGUCGGAGGUUGUAUGUGGGGGUGAGUGUGGGCGUGAUGGGGCGCGGGCUGUGCUCGCCCAUGGAGCUCGGCUAGAGGCGUGCCUCGCCCCCGCCCGGCCGCCCGCCGCCCCCUCCUGCGCCGCCCUUUCGGCCCGCCCAUGGAGCCGCCCGAACACCAUCGGGGGGACCACCGCUGCCACAGGCCCAGCGCCUUCGACAAGAUGGAGGGGCUGGUGAGAGAGAUGCAGGACACGGAGCAUGGGGGCGUUCCUGUCAGAAGCCAAAAAUUAUUCCUAACAUCAAUUCCUGCCGCAUUUAUGGGUUAUGAUCUAAUUGAAUGGUUGAUGGAGCGCCUUGGAAUCGAAGAAUCUGAGGCGCUCAACAUUGCUAAUCAAUUAUGUCAGUACGGCUACUUCUUCCCCAUAAGUGACUCAAAGAACCUAGUAGUUAAAGACGAUAGCUCAUUGUACAGAUUUCAGAAUCCCUAUUAUUGGCCUUGGCAAAACAGAUCACCUGACAAUGUAGAAUAUGCAAUAUAUCUAGCGAAAAGAACGUUGAGGAAUAAACAGCGGCAUGGACUGGAAGAAUACGAACUGGAGUCGCUUAGUAACCUGAAGAAAAAUCUGGCCAACAAAUGGGAUUUCAUCAUGAUACAAGCGGAAGAACAGGUGAAAGCCUCGAAGGGCCUGAAGAAGGCCGACAAGCUGGUGGCGGACUCACAGGAACGAGCUUAUUGGCGGGUGCAUCGGCCACCCCCAGGAAUGGUGGGCUCGCUGGAGCCCUGCCCUGUGCCCACGAGGAGCUGGAACGGCGGUUGUCGCACCAGGAAGAGAACCAUCGAGGAUUGCAGGAGGGAGGUGGAAUUACUGCGGAACAGCUUAUCGAAAACCCGCGUUAAAGUAUCGCAAGCCCUGGAAAGCAUGGUGCAGCAUGUGGAAAUCUACAUGGAAUACGACCCCCUGAUCACCCCCACUCAGCCAUCCAACCCCUGGGUGAGCGAAGAUCUGACCUACUGGCAGCUGAAUAGCCCGCUGGUAGACGUACCGACUGAAAAAAGAGUGAGACGAUGGGCCCUAUCCAUGGAAGAGCUGGUAUCUGAUCCUACAGGUCUUCAAGAGUUCACCAACUAUCUCAGAAAAGAGUACAGCCACGAAAAUAUCCGAUUCUGGAUGGCAGUGAACGAUCUCAGGAGAUCAGCUCAAUCGCAAAUCGCAUGGAAAGUUCAGGACAUUUUCGAAGAAUUCCUGGCCCCCGGAGCUCCAUGCGAGAUCAACAUAGACGGCAAAACAAUGGAAAAAGUUCACCAAGAAAUGAAAACGCCAAAUCGUUUCACAUUCGACGCCGCACAAGAGCAUGUAUAUACGUUAUUGCUGAAGAAAGACUGUUAUCCUAGCUGCAGGAACCUGUCGGCCGUGCACUGGGAACCGCCUCGCCGCGCCUCGUUCUCCGUGCCGGCGACCACCCUCCCGACUGACCCCAGGAAAAUCGCCUCGUUCGAGGACGCCUCUGCGGCGUCAACGGGCGCCCGGCGGGCAGACGUCGACGACGGCGCCGUGGAGGAGGAGAUUGAAGCGUCCCGAGGGUCGGUAUCGGGGCCGUUGAGUCCAGCGAACACCAGCGGUGCUCCCACCAUAAGCGUCAGCUCCGUAACGGACGACCGUCUCGCCGGCAAAGCGGACGACGCCCCAACUGAAGCGACCGCUGACGACACCUGCCAAAAACCGGUGGAGGGGAUGAGCAAAAAGCCGAUGGCGCCGCUCGCAGAGCCAGACGCCGAGUCGCCGUGCAGCGAGCAGCCGCCUUCCGAGCCCGGCGACGAGCUGCUUCGCGAGGGAGACGCAGAGGGUGAGGCCAAGAGCAACGAUGUGUGCCCUUGGGAAGACGAGUAA
Phaedon cochleariae (mustard beetle) is the source of this 2066-nucleotide messenger RNA. NCBI's taxonomy places the organism in Eukaryota, Metazoa, Arthropoda, Insecta, Coleoptera, Chrysomelidae. The record is from the annotation of a GenBank genome assembly.